Messenger RNA from Dermochelys coriacea (leatherback sea turtle), 789 nucleotides. RefSeq names its product mast cell protease 3-like. Gene Ontology annotation, biological process: proteolysis. The record is from RefSeq and is a predicted model, not a curated record. The transcript has 5 exons. NCBI's taxonomy places the organism in Eukaryota, Metazoa, Chordata, Testudines, Dermochelyidae. Bases 4 to 774 code for a protein of 256 amino acids. Gene Ontology annotation, cellular component: cytoplasm; intracellular membrane-bounded organelle. Gene Ontology annotation, molecular function: serine-type endopeptidase activity.
UGGAUGUCUCUGACAAUGCAGCUCUUGAUCCUCGUCCUGCUUCCCUUGGCCUUUCUCCUUCCCCCUGGGUCUCAGGCUGGUGAGAUCAUUGGAGGCCUGGAAGCCAAGCCCCACUCCAGACCCUACAUGGCCUGUCUGUCUAUACAACGCAGAGGGAAGACCUAUAUUUGUGGAGGGUUCCUGGUGGCAGAGAACUUCGUGCUGACGGCCGCUCACUGCAAUGGAGACGAGAUCAUCGUCAAGCUGGGAGCCCAUAACAUUAGAGAAUGGGAACAGAGCCAACAGACAAUCUCUGUGUGCCACCAGAUCCCCCAUCCGCAAUACAACAAAGAGACCACAAACAAUGACAUCAUGCUGCUGCAGCUGGCAGAGAGAGCGAAGCUGAACAGAUGGGUGGAUACCAUCGCCCUGCCCCGCGCCAAUGAGAGGGUAGAGGCCGGGGCCAUGUGCAACGUCGCUGGCUGGGGCGGCACUAGCACACAUUGUGAAUCAAACUCAGCCAGGCUCCAGGAGGUGGACGUGUUGGUGAUGCAGGAUGCUGCAUGUCCUAGUAAUGGGCCAUACCAUUACUAUAAUGCCUCCACCAUGAUGUGUGUGGGGGAUCCAAAGAUGGGAAAAGACUCUUGGAAGGGCGAUUCUGGAGGCCCCCUGGUGUGUGGGGAAACAGCCCAGGGCAUCAUCUCUUGGGGGCCUCCCACCCCUCCUGGGGUGUACACGAAAGUCGCCACCUUCAUUCCCUGGAUAGAGGCGACGAUGAGGAGGCUGAAGCCCUGAGCCAAGCCGGGAAUA